This is a messenger RNA of Aegilops tauschii subsp. strangulata, 672 nucleotides long. RefSeq names its product bidirectional sugar transporter SWEET7b-like. The record is from RefSeq and is a predicted model, not a curated record. Gene Ontology annotation, cellular component: membrane. Gene Ontology annotation, biological process: carbohydrate transport. Gene Ontology annotation, molecular function: sugar transmembrane transporter activity. Lineage: Eukaryota; Viridiplantae; Streptophyta; Magnoliopsida; Poales; Poaceae.
AUGGAUUUCGAGAUGUUUCUGCGGUGGACAGGAUAUGUCAGCAUGGGGUUCAUUCUGUUGGCGCCUGGGAUCACCUUCGUCUGGAACAAGAAGGUGGCAUGCUACACGCCCUACCUGUACCUGGCAAUGUCCUUCAACGGUGUGCUGCGAGUGUUGUAUGUGAUGGUGACCAAGGGAGACGUGGUUAUCAUGUACAUCAACGGCGGCGGGGUGCUGCUGGAACUGGUUUAUACUGCUAUCUUCAUCAGUCUUGCUGCAGCAGCGGACCGUCGUCGGGCCAAUCUGCUCCGAUCGAUCGUGCCUGGGCUCUUGAUCCUUAUCCUGGGCGGCAUAUGUUACCUGACCAGUGCCACAGCCUACAGGCUGCUCUGUGCCAUCUGUGGGACUGCUCUGUACAUCGUCCCAAUGAUUGACGUGGUUAAAGUCAUCAAACUCAAGAAGAGAAAGUACAUGCCACCUCUGCUCCUUGCCUCUACCUCGUUCCUCAACAGCAUAAUCUGUGUUAGAAUAAAUCCGAGGUACGCGGUCCAUCCACCGAGGAACAAGCAAUCACAGACAAUGAAGACAUCGAUAUUUGUUAACGAGCUUACUGAGAGCUACUCGACGAGUCUGCCCCAGACCCGCCGCCGCCGUGAGACCCCGCUGCUACUCCCGCAACUCCAGUCUCCGUGA